AUGCCAGUUCCUUCUGGACAACAUUUAAUUCCUAUAGAAGCCCUUGCCGAGUAUGAAAUUCGUGAAUUACUCUUGGAUGGGCAGGAAAUACUCGAAAAACCUUUAACGCCAGUCGCAAACUUCCAAAGAAUCGUCAAUCAACUAGACUUUUCUGAGGAUUCUAGCCCUGAAGAGUUGGAAUUACCGUCUAGGAACGUCAUAUCUCCAAAAAUAUGGGAAACUGUUAAAGAAACAAUGCGUACGACGAUGAUCGAAAUCAAUGCACUGGUAGAUGUUCUUGGCAUUAUCAAAGAGGGAAAAUAUUUGGCGCUUAAUCCUGUUGCUGAUGAUCCACUUGAAACCAAUCUUCCUUUGAUUUUAUCUGGAAAAAAAAGAUCAAUCGCUGCAGCUGCUGAUAUAUUGAUAAAGGGGGCUGAACGUCUUCGUCGAAGGCAUAGCGAAUUGGCUGAUGCUAGAAUACGACGUUUUAAUCCAUCUAUGCUGCAACAUUCCGACUUGCCUCACAACUCCUUUCAUAUGGCAUUAAUGCAUCUACGUCAAGAGUGGAGAUUAAAACUUUACCAAAAUUCAAUUUUAGGUGAUGUCAGUUUACGGUCAGUUGGUUCUCACUUUAAGGAAUGUGGAAAUUUUGAAAUCCGAGAGUCCGACAUAUUUGCUGACCAGAAACUGAAUGUAGAUUCAAAGGAUCAAAAAAAUGUGGAUCCACUAUCCGGAGUAACGGUAAUUUUCUCGCAGUCCAUGGAGGCCCUUUUAAAUGUGUCACGUGGGUCUGGUGGUUUAAGUGUUAGAUUCGUCAAAUCAGAUGUCGAUUCUCAGUCUACAUCACUGCUGAAAGCUGUAUGUAGUGAACAACAACAGGUUGAAAAUCUACAACCACUCACCCAGAGGCAGAAAUUGUUCAAAGCGCAAAGAUUGUUAGAAUGUCGAGAGAUUCUAUUUCAACUUGCUUAUGAAGCAUGUAACUCAAGAGGACGCAACUAUCUCGUCGAUUCUAUUGCCUGUGUAACUCAAGAAGAGAUUGUAGCCACAUUAUUCCCCGGAGUACAGAUAUCUAUAUCUCUUAACAUGAAAUCAAGUUUAAAUGAAGACGAUUCAGAUUGUGUGAAGGCUGAACUAGUAGAUAAAAGGCCAUCAGAUAACUCGACUUCCAUUGAUAGUUGCUCAAAUUCUUUACAUAUACAACUGCAUCGUAUGUUAGCAGCUCAACAUCGUACGGCCUGGCCAAAUCUUGCCAGUUUGCCCCAACCUACGUGUGGUCCUGUACAAGUUCCGUUAUAUUAUCGUGCAGCUGGCGCAGAUGGAUUACCAGCUUCAGAGUUUUCAUCAUCAUUGCACGACUCGAGUUCUUCCUCUGGAUGUUCUGUUGCUGUUGCCAGUGUUUCCGGCUUUGCUGCUCAAGUUGCUUCUGCUUGGUCUUCUCUUCUUGCUUCUGGUAGAAGUCAUCUAAAUAGUGUUGAUAGAACAGAUGUUUACAGCCAGCGUUUACAGCAUACUUACGCUGGCCAAGAUCGCCUAUCAAUGUUUACUGAAUGGGGACAUUCUCUUUCAAGUGGAAAUCGUGCUUCCAGUUCUGUAGACGACUCAGUUCCUGUUUCUGCUAGCUUAACUGCGAUAGAACACGCCUUGUUAUCUCGAGGUGCUGAUGAUAAUGCACUGAAGACUGUAGUUGGGACAAAUUUAUCUUUAUUUAGCCGCACCAUCAGAAUGUGUCGACAUUAUUAUCUUCGAGAUCAGGUAUACGACAUCAUAUCCGAGUUUUCCAGACAUUCUCCGGUUAAAAUUAUCUCACAUUGGGAUUGUUUUAAUUCAGCUUACGAAACAUCAGUGAGAUUGUGUUUCUACUGUACAGAUUAUGAUGCUUACCGAACGUGGAUAGGUGUAACGGUUAAGUCCAAUGGUAUUUCUGUGUCAUAUUCUGACGCCCCACGGAUCUAUCGUAUAGGCACAGAUUUGAAAAGACUCAAAGAUAUUUUGAAGAACCAGGUCUUGCACGCGCAAAUGAAUUAUUUGGAUAUACUAGCCAUAAAAAUUCUUGGUUGGGUACGUUUAGGCAAUAAUCCAUUCUCAGGAAUACCUAAUCCCGAAGAAACUACUGAUAGUCCAGUUGUUGUGAAGAUUUUCGCCUCACCGUCGGGUGAACACUUGGUUUGCUUACGAGGAAGUGCUGGUGUAGGCAUACAGUUAUUUAUAAACAACCGUGCUUCACGAGACGAUCAGUUACCUGCUGGUCAGCGUGAUGUAGUUUUGAAUGAGAACUAUCGAGAAGUCAUUCUUUCUUCUAUGUAUGGGAAACAUUUGGUGGCUAAGGUGGAAGCAAUUAUGACUUUACUAUCAUAA
Molecule: messenger RNA, 2337 nt
Organism: Trichobilharzia regenti
Lineage: Eukaryota; Metazoa; Platyhelminthes; Trematoda; Strigeidida; Schistosomatidae
Source: the annotation of a GenBank genome assembly